AUGUCCAACAGCAGCUCCAUCACCCAGUUCCUCCUCCUGCCGUUCACAGACACACGGGAGCUGCAGCUCUUGCACUUCUGGCUCUUCCUGGGCAUCUACCUGGCUGCCCUCCUGGGCAACGGCCUCAUCAUCACCACCAUAGCCUGGGACCAGCACCUCCACACCCCCAUGUACUUCUUCCUGCUCAACCUCGCCCUCCUCGACCUGGGCUCCAUCUCCACCAUUGUCCCCAAAUCCAUGUCAAAUUCCCUCUGGGACACCAGGGCCAUUUCCUAUUCAGGUUGUGCUGCGCAGGUCUUUCUGUUUUUGUUUUUCAUUUCAGCAGAGUUUUAUCUCCUCACCAUCAUGUCGUACGACCGCUACGUUGCCAUCUGCAAACCCCUGCACUACGGGACCCUCCUGGGCAGCAGAGCUUGUGUCCACAUGGCAGCAGCUGCCUGGGCCACUGGGUUUCUCAAUGCUCUGCUCUACACGGCCAAUACAUUUUCACUGCCCCUGUGCAAGGGCAAUGCCCUGGGCCAGUUCUUUUGUGAAAUCCCCCAGAUCCUCAAGCUCUCCUGCUCACACUCCCACCUCAGGGAACAUGGGCUUAUUGUGGUUAGUGCCUGUUUAGCAUUUGCGUGUUUUGUGUUCAUAGUGGUGUCCUAUGUGCAGAUCUUGAGGGCCGUGCUGAGGAUCCCCUCUGAGCAGGGACGGCACAAAGCCUUUUCCACCUGCCUCCCUCACCUGGCCGUGGUCUCCCUGUUUGUCAGCACUGCCAUGUUUGCCUACCUGAAACCCUCAUCCAUUUCCUCCCCAUCCCUGGAUCUGGUGGUGUCAGUUCUGUACUCAGUGGUGCCUCCAGCAGUGAACCCCCUCAUCUACAGCAUGAGGAACAGGGAACUCAAGGAGUCUAUAAGGAAAGUGAUGAAUGUUUGCUUUUCAAAAGCAGUAAUGAACUGACCUCCUGCUUCUGCAUGUCACUUGUAAUAUAACUCAUACCAGUUCAACCUGAGUUUUGUACUUUUUUUUUUUUUUUCUUUGGUUUUAGGUAUUCUUUCUUGUAUUAAUGCUACCCACAACCAAAAUUAUUUUUCAUCUUAUAUCUAUGUCCAUAUCUACCUGUCUGGUGUGACCCGUUGUCUUUUUCUAAAUAAGGAGCUGUACUCUCUGUGUGUAUAAAUGAAAUAAAGGACCCCGCACUGACUUGUUUGCCCAGAAUCCUCUCUCUGGGAUCUCUGGGGCUGCAGGAGCCAUGUCUGUGUGCUGAGGGGGAGUGAGCAGGACCCACCCUGAGCUGGGUCUUCCUCCCACCCUGACCAAUGUGAAUCUGUGGACUCAACCCAUGGCCCUGGGCACCACAGCCCACUUGCUCUGCAGUUCGGAGCUGUAUGGAGCGUGGGAAGGGGGGCAGGAACAGCUGGCCAGGUCAGCAUAGCUCAGCUCUCUUGGGAAAGGGCUCUGUGGGGAGACGGGAUGUUCCAGGAGAAGCAUGGGGCACUGUAUGUGUGCAGGAAAGACAUGGAAAGAUAAACCCUUUGCUGCAGGUGGCAGCUUGGGGCAGGCAGCCCUGGCACUGGGGCAGCAGCUUCUCAUGUUUAGUGUUGUUUUUUUUUUUUUUUUCGAGGGAUGUUUUGUGUUCAUCGUGGUGUCCUAUGUGCAGAUCUUCAGGGCCGUGCUGAGGAUCCCCUCUGAGCAGGGACGGCACAAAGCCUUUUCCACCUGCCUCCCUCACCUGGCCGUGGUCUCCCUGUUUCUCAGCACUGCCUUGUUUCCCUACCUGAAGCCCCCCUCCAUGUCCUCCCCAUCCCUGGACCUGGUGGUGUCAGUUCUGUACUUGGUGGUGUCUCCAGCAGUGAACCCUCUCAUCUACAGCAUGAGGAACCAGGAGAUGAAAGUGUCCCUGAAGAAGCUGAUUCAGUCAUUUUUCUGUCGGCAACAAUAAGUUACCCAUGUCUCUUUAGAAGUGAUUUCCAGUUCAUCUCAGGAACCUCCUGUGCAUUGUGCAUUUUAUCUGUGAUAACCAUGUUUGUCAAGGAAUUUCUUCACCCACGGCACUUCUCCAGAGCAGUGACUCAGAGGCCUCUCUACCUGUUUCUGGGGCCCUGGUACAGCUGAUGUCCUGUGUCACUUCUCUGUAAUACAGGUGUGGACCCAUUUUGAAAUCACUGUAUUUCUGAAAUUGGGGCCAUCUUUUUGAAACACCCCACAAAAGGGGAUUUCCUCAGUCUCAAUAUUUGGAGCUUGGGCUCUUCUUCCAAAGCUGUGGUCAGCCUGAAUAAAUUUCCCCCACAAGGCCAUGCUGCCGUACUUGUGUUUUUCAUGGCUCAGGGGAGGACUUGGGGCACCAUGUUACGUCAUGGUGCUGGUUUGAGUGUCCAUCUGUGGGUGCUCAUUGUUCCUGGAGAUGGUGAAGGACCUUCAGUGAUCUGCCUUGGACUGUCUCGCUGUGGUUUCCAGGCACCACAGCCUGCUCCCUGUGCUCUGUGCUUCAACAGGAGAAUGAAUGACCCACAGAACCCUGUCUCUGCAUUCCAAAGCUCAGGGCAGGCUGCUCUGUCACUGCGGUAGCAGGAGCAGCAUGAAGAGCUCCUGGCCAGGAGUCGUGUGCUGGUGAGAGGGGCUGGCACAGGAGGGCUGACACCAACGGGUGUAAAGGACCUCUUGGAAACAAGAGCAGGGGACAAAGCGGGGCUGGCCUUGCUUCCAUCAUGCCAUGGCUGGCCCCAGGCCUUAGGCUGAUAGGCUGAUCCUCCUCUCUGUCCCAAUCCAUCUAUCUAUCUAUCCACCCAUCUGUCCAUCCGUCCAUAUCAGUACUCCAUCUGGGUGAGCUGCCCCAUCACGUUUCUCAUCCCAAAGAGAUCAUGUAAUAAUUUAAGUUGGGAGAGACUCUCAAGACCAUUGAGUCCAAUUAUUAACCUAACUCUGGCACUAAACCAUGUCCCUAAGAACCUCAUCUGUAUGUCUUUUAAACACCUUCAGGGAUGUUCACUCAACCACUCCAUGGGCAGCCUGUUCCAAUGCCUCACAAACUCUUCCGUGAAGAAAUUUUUCCUAAUAUAUGAACUGAAUUUUCCUGGGUGAAACUUGAGGCCAUUUCCUCUGCUUCUGCAAUGGCCAUAUGGGAGAACAGACCAACACCCUCCAUGUUCCAACCUCCUUUCAGGUAGCUGUAGACAGCAAUAAGAUCUCCCCUCAGCCUUCUUUUCUCCAGGCAAAACAGCGCCAGUUACCUCCACUGCUCCCCAUCUGACUUGUUCUCCAGACCCUUCACCAGCUUUG
Messenger RNA from Columba livia (rock pigeon), 3261 nucleotides. Its product is annotated as olfactory receptor 14A16-like. Gene Ontology annotation, biological process: G protein-coupled receptor signaling pathway. The coding region runs from base 1 to 942 and encodes 313 amino acids. The transcript has a single exon. The record is from RefSeq and is a predicted model, not a curated record. Gene Ontology annotation, cellular component: membrane. NCBI's taxonomy places the organism in Eukaryota, Metazoa, Chordata, Aves, Columbiformes, Columbidae. Gene Ontology annotation, molecular function: odorant binding; G protein-coupled receptor activity; olfactory receptor activity.